GGUAGCGAAGUGGCUCUGGGACGGGAGAGUCGUGGAGGCGGGUAGUUGCUUGCUCAUUGCAGCUACGGGUCAUGUGACCGGAAGGGCUCCUUACGGACGCCGUCCCUCCUCUCGGCCUGAGCGCCCGGCCCGACCCCGGCCAUGGGGUGCUGCUACAGCAGCGAGAACGAGGACUCGGACCAGGACCGAGAGGAGCGGAAGCUGCUGCUGGACCCUAGCAGCCCCCCCACCAAAGCCCUCAAUGGAGCCGAGCCCAAUUACCACAGCCUGCCUUCCGCUCGCACAGAUGAGCAGGCCCUGCUCUCCUCCAUUCUUGCCAAGACAGCCAGCAACAUCAUUGACGUGUCUGCUGCAGACUCCCAGGGCAUGGAGCAGCAUGAGUACAUGGACCGGGCAAGGCAGUACAGCACCCGCUUGGCUGUGCUGAGCAGCAGCCUGACCCAUUGGAAGAAGCUGCCGCCACUGCCAUCUCUCACCAGUCAGCCCCACCAAGUGCUGGCCAGCGAACCCAUCCCCUUCUCCGACCUGCAGCAGGUCUCCAGGAUAGCUGCUUAUGCCUACAGUGCACUUUCUCAGAUCCGUGUGGACGCAAGAGAGGAAUUGGUUGUACAAUUUGGGAUCCCAUGAAGACAGUGGUCCUUGGACAGCUCUUCUCCUCUCUUCACCCCGCCUCCCCUGGCCCCAGCCUCACUAUGGCUUAUACAGUACCCUGACCUGCUACUAAUCACAGAGAAGAAUGUGGAGGAGGAGGAGAAGAGCGAGGCUAGAAGCCUGGACAAGUGAGGAUGGAGCAAGAGAGGGUAGAACCAUUUGGGACUGGCCUUCGAAGCCCUGGCCAGGGGUGGGGUGGGGGUCAAAAGGACAGGGCCUGGUAGGUCUUCACUGUCACUGGGAAGGGGUGGAGGUAACACUGUGAGAGUGAUCACUAGGGGGCCUAUGAAGGCCCCUUUCCCACUCUUUCUCUUGGCCUCACUCUUUGCCCCUCUCCGACUUGGUGCUUACAGGCACCUCACUAGGGUUUGUGACCAGUGUCUGGAUGAGAUUGAAUUUGAAUGAAUUGAGUUUGUAUUUCUAGCACCCUGGGUUUUUACAUGUUUGGGGUUUUGGUGUUUGUUUUUUUUGGGGGGGGAGGGGGUGUUAUCUCCCUUGAUAAAGGAAAUGUAUUCAUCUGUG
This is a messenger RNA of Eptesicus fuscus (big brown bat), 1173 nucleotides long. It is a transcript of the gene LAMTOR1, whose product is annotated as late endosomal/lysosomal adaptor, MAPK and MTOR activator 1. NCBI's taxonomy places the organism in Eukaryota, Metazoa, Chordata, Mammalia, Chiroptera, Vespertilionidae. The coding region runs from base 142 to 627 and encodes 161 amino acids. The record is from RefSeq and is a predicted model, not a curated record. The transcript has 5 exons. Gene Ontology annotation, biological process: cholesterol homeostasis; cellular response to amino acid stimulus; regulation of receptor recycling. Gene Ontology annotation, cellular component: late endosome membrane; Ragulator complex; lysosome. Gene Ontology annotation, molecular function: molecular adaptor activity; guanyl-nucleotide exchange factor activity.